CCCUUUCCAGAUUUCCACGAAGACGGUAGGUAACACGAGAGUUGUUAGUAAACAGAGGCAAGUAAAAGACAGGUAAGAUUUGAAGCUAUACUUUAUUUGGUUCAUUUUCACUGCCAAUAUAGCUUUUAGUUAGAGAGAUGCAGAUCAGUCUCUGUGGGUAUGCUUCGCCUAUUGUCACGCAAAUCAGUGUAACACGAGCGGCGUGUCUGUUUGUCCAUGUUCCGAGUGAAGAGUUUCAGAUUCGUUCUUUUCAUCAUUUUCUGAGUCAUUUUGUAGGUUUAAGGCUGCAGAAGUGUAGUUGAGAUAGAAAAGAAAGAGUAGAUGUAAAGGGGUAUUUUAGUUCUGUAAUGUUUCAGCCUUAACGAGCUGUUCAUUUUCAAGCAUAUAAAGUUUUGCAUAAUCCGGCUUCUAUGAAUAAUCAAAUUGGUAAGGAUACUGCAAUUUCGAAACUGAAGCAGCUGUACAUGUUCUUAUUAAUAUUUUUGAUAGCUCAGAUACUAAUCUUUUCAAGUACAUGAUUCAAGGGUUUAGGUUGUUUUAAUUUAAAAUUCUACAAUGUCCACCUUUGCAUAUUCACUGUUAUAUAACCCGGUCCCUGAUAAUUGCUUUUGAAUUUCAUCCAUAAUUUGUAUAUUUUUGAAAUUGCAGAUGAUUUCCUUUCUUUGCUGAUCCAAGUGUUAAUGGAAUGGAUGUUUUUUGUUUGCCAUCUUCUGGUGAUCAGUCGGCAUGUAAUAAUAACAUAAUCAUUCUCAAUCAAGGUAGUGGUGAACAAACCUUCAGCAAUCUUCCUUUGUAUAUUAAUGAUGCAGAACAACCCAUUGGUUUUGUCACUGUUCCAAGCAAUGGUGCUCUGCAAAGCAAUAUACAAUUUUCCUUGCAAAAUCUUAGUCCCGAAAACAGCAUUCUGCCGAGCAGUGGACAAGAAAAGAGCUUCGAAUCCCCGCAAAGAAGUGAAGAUGUGAAACCUCCUGUGGGACUUGUACCCGCAAGAACUGGUGACACUUUUGCAGUUAUCUCAGAAGACAGUAACAUUAAUGUUUUAAGUGGAAGUGGGACGUGCAGCGGAAGGAAUGGUGAAGAACAACUUGGGAGUUCUGGAGUAACAGUGACACAGACUGUCCAACCCAGAGGUUCUGAUGAUUUGCCUUGUGAUAAAGAUGGCUACAAAAAUGAAGGAACCUUUGAGCUUACUUGUGAUGAAAAUUGCUACAGCAAUGUUGUACAUGUACCAUCUAGCGCUUUGAACUUUAACAUGGUAAAUGGCAUUCUGCCAAGCAAUGGGCAUGAAGAAGAUUGUGAAUUUACUCCAAGGGACAGUGAAAUUGAAGAUGUGAAACCCCUGGUUUGUCUUGCACCGGAACAUUCAAAUCUUGAACCUAAUUGUGGCAAUCCACCCCAAGGGAAUGAAAAAGGCAUUCAAACUGAAUUGACAGAUGUGCAGAAUGAACGUUUUUAUGUCUCAGAAUCUGGUCCUGUUUCCAGCAAUGUACCAAGUACCAGUAGUGAAAAUAGUUCCAAUGUUACAAUCAGUUGUAAUAACAUUGAAGUGAUGGAAAUAUCAGUGUACUUUGACCCUCAGUGUUCAAGGUCUUCUGAGGUAUUCUCAAGUCAAAACAGAACAUCCGUUGUAAGGAACCCUGAAAGAGCUCUUGAGAGUCACGAAGCUACAGUGCCAGCACAGGACUCGCAAUCUGGAGAAUCUCAUGAUAUUUUAUGUUAUGGCUUGAGCAGUGCUAAUCAGCUAUCUUCUAGCCCUUUGGAGCCUGGAAUGUUAAUCAACAACAAUAUUUCCCCAAUGGGGGAUCCAAGAGUUAAUGGUUUUCAGAACCAGCCUGUUACUGACAACGUUACCAACCUUGUGUUGAAUUCACCAGCUCCAGAUUUCUAUGCCAGUUCCUCCUCCCAGCCUGCCAAUAGAAGUAGAAACAUUUGUCCUUAUUGCCAGAAAUGGUUUCGAUCAGACAAUUUGAAUCACCAUAUCCUUGUUGUACACUCGACAUUUAAACCCUUCAAAUGCCAGAUAUGUCCAAAGGAAUUUGCUGCAGAGUUUGACUUGAAUAAACAUGUUGAAAGACACACAAAGCUAACAUGUCCAUAUUGUACAGAGGUGUUUCUCAGAGGCAGAUCUUUACUGAAGCAUGCUGUUUUGCAGCACAAGGAUAAAGAUCUUUCCAGCUUACCCUUCUGGUCAUUCAAGAGAAAUGCUUUACCAUGUAUGUAUUGAGAAAAACCUUGUAUGUUUGGUAUUUUAUUGCCCUUCUUGUUUAUCAAAUUUUGCUUUCCUUUUUUUCUGGGUAUGGUAAAAUAAUUAAUCUGUAAUCUAUUUCUCUGAGUUUGAAAUAGAGAAAAAUAAAAAUUAACAAAAUAAGCUGAUCAUCAUUGUCUUUGCUGUAGUUAAUUUUUUAUCUCAGGUAAUGACUAUUUUCCGUUUGUUUCAACGUCAUUAGCAUGCAUUACCAUACCCAAAAACAAAAGAAAAGCAAAAAUUGCCUGAGAUAAAUGAACUACAGUGGAACCCUGACAGGAAGAGCUAAUACGUUAGCAUAUGAUUAGGGUUACAAGAACCAGGAUUUGAGUUAUCGGGGUAACUUUCAGUGAAAUUUGGAUGCGAGUUAGUGGGGAAUUUGAAUUUUUCGAGCUUGAGCUAACCAAGGAAAAAUGACUGAAAGGUGGGAUGAGAUCCAAGGGAAAUUGGACUUAGUUCGAGUUAGUGGGAAGUUCAACUUAUCAAAGUUUGAGUCAUUGAGGUUCCACUUUACAAACUUUUAACACAGUGGAACCUCGAUUUAAUGAAGUGCCAAGGGACAGGAGAAAAUUUGUUCAUUUUAUCAAGGGUUCAUUAUAUAGAUCCCCAACAUUUAAAAAAUUUUCAGGACAACUAUCAAAAUAUUUGUUAUAUCGAGGUAAAGUUAAUAAUUAAUUUACAAAACCCAGCAUUUCCAGAUCUGAAAAAUUACUGUUACAACAUUUCAGUACCGAGCCAAUACAUAGCUACAACACUAGAAACUCAAGAACAGGCAAACAAUACUGCUUAAAACUACCGUACACAUGAAUUUUAUCCUUGUUGGUCUGAUUGGCAUUCAUCUUUUAUCACAUGCUGGCAUUUAUUUGUUAUAUCGAGGUAAAGUUUAUGUUUGUACUUGUGGAUUGUGUUCAUUAAACAAGGAUGCCAUUAAAUUGAUAUUCUGUUCCAUACAUUUUACUGUAAUUUUGGCGGGGCUGAAGAAAAUUGUUUGUUGCACUGAGGAUUUCGUUAUUUAGAAGUUCGUUAAAUUGAGGUUCAUUUUAAUUAUUUUUGUGCAUCUACAGGUUCAAGCCCAGGUCAUUUUAGCUGCAGCUCCUGUUUGGUUGAAUUUGACUCACUAAGGGCCUGUCUUGACCAUUGUGUUCGUAGCCACUUCUUCAAAGAAUGCUGGGUUUGUCAGAGGUUAUUUGAAAAAGAAACACAACUCAAGAGACAUAUAAAAACUCACACAGGUGAAAGAACAUUUCCCUGUGACCACUGUGACAGGUCUUUUUUUACUGAUGCAGAGAGAAGGAUGCACUUGAAACGUCUAACUUUGGAGAAAUCUGUCAAGUGCAGUGUUUGUGACAAAGGUUUUAAAACACAAGCACAGAGAGAUAGACAUGUUUUAACCCAUAGCAAUGACAAACCAUACCAGUGCACAAGUUGCACAAAGACUUUUAAAAGCCAGAAGGCAUAUGGCGUUCAUGUUCGAUUACACACUGGAGAAAUGCCAUUUGAAUGUCAAUAUUGUGAGGAAGGCUUCAGAAGUUGGCGUCGUCGGCAAAGUCACCAAAUGAAGGAUCAUCCUGAUCUGGUUCCCAGGAAAGAGUACAAUUGCAGCUACUGCUUGAAGUCAUACUCGAACUCUUCCUCAUUUGCAUCACAUGUAAAGAGGCACACUGGCCAAGUUCUUCGAUGUACGUCAUGUACUUUUGUCACCGUUUCAAAAGAGAACCUUGAUAUCCACAUGAAUAGCCAUACAGGAGCAAAGCCUUACAAGUGUCGUUAUUGCCCCACAGCUUAUGGGCAACCUAAUCGCCUUACUAUUCAUGAACGGUCUCACACUGGUGAAAAGCCGUACGCAUGUGAUCAGUGUGAUAAGGCGUUUGUAGAUAAAUACAGCCUAGUCAGACAUGUUCGUAUACACACUGGAGAAAAGCCUUACAAGUGUAGCUACUGUGACAAAGCAUUUGCUCAAGGAUGCCAGCUGCAAUUUCAUGAAAGAACUCACACUGGAGAAAAACCGUAUGAAUGCUCCCAAUGUGAGAAAAAGUUUACUCGUCGGCAGGAACUCAAUAAACACAUUGAAACUCAUAGAAAAAGGCAAGAAGACGAUCAAAGCGAGAAGAAGGCCGCUGAAAAACAUUAUGAAUGCACCUCCUGUAAAAAGAAAUUUUCUUGUCAACAGGAGUUAAGCAAACACGUGGAAACCCACAGAAAAAGACAACAGUUGGUGAAAAGGAAAAGGAAGCGAAAGAUAGCAGAGAGUGAUUCUGGUUCAGAGUUCAGUGAUGUGGAAGUAGAAGAUUUGGGACAGAAUAAGGAAGAGAGACUUGCAAGUUUAAGAAGUUCGAAGAUAAAAACCAGACGUAAAUGAUUGUAAGUUUAUAGGCCAACAAGAUAAUAUUCAAUGAAACAUGCUAUGCCAGCAAAUGGCUACCAUGGAACUCAAAAACCCGGAACGAGCAACUCCCAUGAUGGGCUUAUAUCAUGACGUUUUCGUAGACCGGUUUAUUUUUAGAUACAUUUUUGAGCACCUUUUUCCCCAGGAAAAUGGAAUCUCUAGAAUCUCUACUCCAUUUAAGAGCUCAUUUGCUCAUUUAAACAAAAUUAUUAAUACAAUGAAAAGAGAACUAGCUAGUAAUGUCUGGUCAUUACAAGAAAAUAAUGCCCACUUAGCAACCAAUCAGAGUGCACAUACUUAAUUGUAGCCAUAUAAUAAAAAUGGAUAUUGCAUCUUUAUAGACUGUUUAAUUUACAGUAUGUGCCCAAAAAAGCCAAGAGACAAUUCAGUGGGCCUCACAGAAUUACAAGGAUCUAUUUUUAAGGGAUAUAGAAUGGUUCCUUGGAAAAUGUAGGUCCCAGAAAUUUUCAGCCAGAUCUCGAAAUCUCAGAAGCAUUUGUAAUAGGUCUGGAAGUCUUAUUUUCGGAUACCUUUGCAUCUUGGAGUAUCGAGUUUUUUUAAGUCUGGGUCUCAAAUUUUGAAACCAGAGCCUUGUAGUCUCGCAAAGUCUUAAAUUUGCCAUUCUAUACCCCUUUUUUAUAAUGCUGUAAUACCAUGUCUGCUGUAGUAGUUAUAAUCAUUUUGUUAAUUAUUUAUUACAGUAAUAUUAACUUAUCUGAAUUUUUACCGUAUGUUUUUGAAUUUGAAUUUUUUUAUUCAUCCAUUGGGUAUUUCAUAU
This is a messenger RNA of Porites lobata, 5409 nucleotides long. NCBI's taxonomy places the organism in Eukaryota, Metazoa, Cnidaria, Anthozoa, Scleractinia, Poritidae. The record is from the annotation of a GenBank genome assembly.